AUGAACUUUGACCUACACCCAUCCCCUACUCAGCUCCAGCAGCCUACACUCAUCCCUUUCUCAGCUCUAGCGGCCUACACCCCAUCCCCUGCUCAGCUCCAGCAGCCUACACCCAUCCCCUACUCAGCUCCAGCGGCCUACACCCAUCCCUACUCAGCUCCAGCAGCCCUGCACCCAUCCCUCUCUCAGCUCCAGCAGCCUCUGCCCAUCCCUGCUCAGCUCCUGGCAGCCUACACACCCAUCCCUGCUCAGCUCCUGGCAGCCUACACCCAUCCCCUACUCAAUUCCAGCAGCCUACACCCAUCCCCUACUCAGCUCUGGCAGCCUACACCCCAUCCCCUACUCUCAGCUCCUAGGCAGCCUACACCCCAUCCCUUUCUCAGCUCCAGCAGCCUACACCCAUCCCCUACUCAGCUCUGGCAGCCUACACCCAUCCCUACUCAGCUCUCUAGCAGCCUACACCCAUCCCCUACUCAGCUGCAGCAGCCUGCACCCAUCCCUACUGAACUCUAG
This is a messenger RNA of Haliotis rubra (blacklip abalone), 513 nucleotides long. RefSeq names its product vegetative cell wall protein gp1-like. The record is from RefSeq and is a predicted model, not a curated record. The coding region runs from base 1 to 513 and encodes 170 amino acids. NCBI's taxonomy places the organism in Eukaryota, Metazoa, Mollusca, Gastropoda, Lepetellida, Haliotidae. The transcript has 2 exons.